CGCCUGGCGGCCCAUUUCCUCCUUGGAGCCGGACGGGAGGGAGACAAAGCGGCGGCCGUCGGCUUCGCGCCUCUGGACUCUUUCUGCGCUCGCCCCGCUCGCCGCAGAAAUGACUACUGUCCACACAGGCAACAUAAAUUUCAAAUGGGACCCCAAAAGUCUAGAGAUCAGGACUUUGGCAGUAGAAAGACUGUUGGAGCCCCUUGUUACACAGGUUACAACCCUGGUAAACACCAAUACUAAGGGCCCCUCUAACAAAAAAAGAGGUCGUUCUAAAAAGGCUCAUGUUUUGGCUGCAUCUGUUGAACAAGCAACUGAGAAUUUCUUGGAGAAGGGCGAUAAAAUUGCGAAAGAGAGUCAGUUUCUCAAGGAGGAGCUUGUGGCUGCUGUAGAAGAUGUACGAAAACAAGGAGAUUUGAUGAAGAGUGCUGCAGGAGAGUUCGCAGAUGAUCCGUGUUCUUCUGUUAAGCGAGGCAACAUGGUUCGGGCAGCUCGAGCUUUGCUUUCUGCUGUUACCCGGCUACUUAUUCUGGCUGACAUGGCAGAUGUCUACAAAUUACUUGUUCAACUGAAAGUUGUAGAAGAUGGUAUCUUGAAAUUGAGGAAUGCUGGCAAUGAACAAGACUUGGGAAUACAGUAUAAAGCCUUGAAACCUGAAGUGGAUAAGUUGAACAUUAUGGCAGCUAAAAGACAACAGGAACUGAAAGAUGUGGGCCAUCGUGAUCAGAUGGCUGCAGCUAGAGGAAUCCUGCAGAAAAAUGUUCCAAUCCUCUAUACUGCAUCCCAGGCAUGCCUACAGCACCCUGAUGUUGCUGCCUAUAAGGCCAACCGGGAUUUGAUAUACAAGCAGCUGCAACAGGCAGUCACAGGCAUUUCUAAUGCAGCCCAGGCUACUACGUCAGAUGAUGCCUCCCAGCACCAGGGAAGUGGUGGAGGAGAACUGGCAUAUGCUCUCAACAACUUUGAUAAACAAAUUAUUGUGGACCCCUUGAGCUUCAGCGAGGAACGCUUUAGGCCUUCCUUGGAGGAACGCCUGGAAAGCAUCAUUAGUGGAGCUGCCCUGAUGGCCGACUCAUCCUGUACACGUGAUGACCGGCGUGAGCGAAUUGUGGCAGAGUGCAAUGCUGUUCGCCAGGCCCUGCAGGACUUGCUCUCUGAGUACAUGGGCAAUGCUGGACGUAAAGAAAGAAGUGAUGCACUCAAUUCUGCAAUAGAUAAAAUGACCAAGAAGACCAGGGACCUGCGGAGACAGCUCCGCAAAGCUGUCAUGGACCAUGUAUCAGAUUCUUUUCUGGAAACCAAUGUUCCACUUUUAGUAUUGAUUGAAGCUGCAAAAAAUGGAAAUGAGAAAGAAGUUAAGGAGUAUGCUCAAGUUUUUCGUGAACAUGCCAACAAGUUGAUUGAGGUUGCCAAUUUGGCCUGUUCCAUCUCAAACAAUGAAGAAGGCGUAAAGCUUGUUCGGAUGUCUGCAAGCCAGUUAGAAGCCCUCUGCCCUCAGGUUAUCAAUGCUGCAUUGGCUUUAGCAGCAAAACCACAAAGUAAACUGGCCCAGGAAAACAUGGAUCUUUUUAAAGAACAGUGGGAGAAACAAGUCCGUGUUCUCACAGAUGCUGUUGAUGACAUUACUUCCAUUGAUGACUUCUUAGCUGUUUCAGAGAACCACAUUUUGGAAGAUGUGAAUAAGUGUGUCAUUGCUCUCCAAGAGAAGGAUGUGGAUGGGCUAGACCGCACAGCUGGUGCAAUAAGAGGUCGAGCAGCUCGGGUCAUUCAUGUUGUCACCUCAGAGAUGGAUAACUAUGAGCCAGGAGUCUACACAGAGAAGGUCCUGGAAGCCACCAAGCUGCUCUCCAACACAGUCAUGCCCCGUUUCACUGAGCAAGUAGAAGCAGCUGUAGAAGCUCUCAGCUCAGACCCUGCCCAGCCAAUGGAUGAGAACGAGUUUAUUGAUGCUUCCCGCCUGGUGUAUGAUGGGAUCCGGGACAUCAGGAAAGCAGUGUUGAUGAUAAGGACUCCUGAAGAAUUGGAUGACUCCGAUUUUGAGACAGAAGAUUUUGAUGUCCGAAGUAGGACAAGUGUCCAAACAGAGGAUGACCAACUGAUAGCUGGCCAGAGUGCUCGGGCAAUCAUGGCUCAGCUUCCCCAAGAGCAAAAAGCAAAGAUUGCAGAACAGGUGGCCAGUUUCCAGGAAGAAAAAAGCAAGCUGGAUGCUGAAGUGUCCAAAUGGGAUGACAGUGGCAACGACAUCAUUGUGCUAGCCAAGCAGAUGUGCAUGAUUAUGAUGGAGAUGACUGACUUCACCCGAGGUAAAGGACCACUCAAAAAUACAUCAGAUGUCAUCAGUGCUGCCAAGAAAAUUGCUGAGGCUGGAUCCAGGAUGGAUAAGCUAGGCCGAACCAUUGCUGACCAUUGCCCGGACUCAGCCUGUAAGCAGGACCUUCUAGCCUACCUGCAGCGCAUCUCCCUCUACUGCCAUCAGCUCAACAUCUGCAGUAAAGUCAAGGCUGAAGUGCAAAACCUUGGAGGAGAACUUGUCGUCUCUGGGGUGGACAGCGCUAUGUCUCUGAUCCAAGCAGCCAAGAACUUGAUGAAUGCUGUGGUGCAGACAGUGAAGGCAUCCUAUGUGGCCUCUACCAAAUACCAGAAAUCUCAGGGUAUGGCUUCCCUCAACCUUCCUGCUGUGUCGUGGAAGAUGAAGGCACCUGAAAAGAAGCCCUUGGUGAAGAGAGAAAAACAGGAUGAGACACAGACCAAGAUCAAGCGAGCAUCUCAGAAGAAGCAUGUGAACCCCGUGCAGGCACUUAGUGAGUUCAAAGCCAUGGAGAGCAUCUAGGCCUGCCCUCGCCCCUUGGGGCUCCUGAAGAUUAGUUGCUGUUCUUCACUCAUGUGUAUUUGCUAAGUAGAGAACUGAUGUUAGAUUCCCCAGGGAAAAAGGCAGAUUUUUGAACCAAGGUGAUAAGUUUUAUAAGGACAAUGUUUGUAUUUUAAAUUGGUCAAAAAAUGCUUUCAUAGAAAUCAGAAGCAUAUUCCUAGUUAUAUUUUUAUAAGCUCAAGUAUAAAAAAAUCAUAACCAAAGAGAAAGCCACAUUAACUUCUUAGCAAUUAAUACUCUUGACUAAGUUGGAUACUUGUUUUCUAGAGGAGGUGAAGGUUUGAGAAGUGGGGAUUGCAGUGUGGUAGUAAAUGACCAAGGCGACCCCCUGGUGAGCAGCCUGGGGAAACAGGCUCUAUGGAAGGAAUUUACGAGAAAGCUCUUCUGAGGAAUAAACCAUAUAAACAAUAAAACAUAAUGUAUCAUGAAAAACUGAUUACUCUCUUUAUGAAAUGGGAAUUAUAAUGCAUGGCUACAAUUACUAAUGUGCUGUGCCGCAGGCCAUUAAUAAACUUGCUUUUUUUCCCCCUUUCUUCCAGCUUCAAAUGCAAAUUUAUCAUUGGGCUCACUUGUAAUAAUUGCCAUGUUUCCUGCUUUGGGCUCCCAGCAGAAGCCUGACAGAAUAGUGUUUGCUUAGGCAAUAAUUUAGCCUUUACCUUAUUUGUGAUUGCUAUAGCUACAAGGUAUAAUUUUACUGUCUUAUUUAAAUUUUAUGAAUUUGAAUGUUUUUUUUACACUAACUUUACCCAAUAAAGUCCACUUCAUGAAAUCAA
This is a messenger RNA of Dipodomys spectabilis (banner-tailed kangaroo rat), 3642 nucleotides long. RefSeq names its product catenin alpha 1 (gene Ctnna1). Gene Ontology annotation, cellular component: adherens junction; actin cytoskeleton; catenin complex. The record is from RefSeq and is a predicted model, not a curated record. Gene Ontology annotation, biological process: cell migration; cell-cell adhesion. NCBI's taxonomy places the organism in Eukaryota, Metazoa, Chordata, Mammalia, Rodentia, Heteromyidae. The coding region runs from base 110 to 2830 and encodes 906 amino acids. The transcript is spliced from 18 exons. Gene Ontology annotation, molecular function: beta-catenin binding; structural molecule activity; actin filament binding.